AUGAGGGAAAUUGGUAAUGAAGGUCCUCUUCGAAACGAGUCAAACGGAACUGCCUAUUUCUGGAAAUAUCCAGUGAAGCGUAAUAUCAGAUUUGAAGAUGAUGCUUUCAAGGACUGCACGGAUCGUCUACCCCAUACACUUACCGUUCGCAAUUUUGAUAUUUUUUGCUUCAUCUUCUCAGCUGCCUCGUAUUUGGCCGAUAUUGGCAGUGAUGCUACGGUUGCUUAUAUCCAUUAUUGUGAGCAUCGAAUGUGGGCAUCUAUAUUCAUAUCUAUUCUUACUGUUUUACCUUCUCUUAUUUUAAACAUUGUUUCGUUUAUAUGGUGGAUUGACGAUGUUUCUGCACAUGCCGUUCAGCAAGGAAUGAAGCAUGCAUACUCAAAACAGUUUACUCUUCGCAUUAUUAUGUGUCUUUUGCAGAUCAGUCCAUUAGUCUGGUACGUGGAAGCAAUUUUAGCCGCAAUAAAAUUUCGAAUGACUAAAAAGAGAAACGAAAAGUUAUCUUCAUAUAUAGCUAUGAUUCAGGCCGAAAGAGACGCAGCGUUGCUGAGGUUUUUUGAAGCUUUUUUGGAGUCAGUACCUCAGAUGCUUGUACAAGGUAUUGCAUUGACUCAUGCGUUUUAUUCACUGAAUCCAUCGAAUAAUUUCCCUAAAUGGAUGUUGACUCAGGUGGUUUCAAUUUCAUUCUCUCUGUUGUCUUCUUGCUGGUCAUUUGUCAUCCAGCACCGGAGCUUGCGAUUGAGUCGACCCGAUAAAGAGAAUAUUACACCUAGUGGCGCUUUAAUGCAGUUAUUAUGGCGAAUUUUCACAGUAUCUUCGCGAUAUAUAUGUUUUGUGUUGUUCAUACUCAAUUAUCAGUAUUGGAUAUUGGCUUUAUUUAUAAUACAUUUCAUUAUAUCCGUCACACACGUUUCUGUCCUACAACCUUUUGAGACGAAAUUUAAAAAUAAAUCAGUGAAAGUGGGUUUGAUUGUAAUUUGUGCAGCUGUUCACUUUUUUGCGCCAUACAACAUGGCUGAAGGACGAUCACGUUAUAGAUAUACUGUGGCGUAUUGCAUUGAAGCGAUCGAAAUUGUUAUUCUUUCAAAAAUGGCUAUGAGUAAUGAACGCUACACUUUGCCAUAUAAGGAGUAUGUAGAGAUAGGAAUAUACGUCUUAUUUCUUGUAGGGAUUUUCUUUAUGCUUCUUUACUAUGGCUGUUUUCAUCCAAAUAUAGUACAUUGUCAUCGUACAGGUGGUGUUUCAAGUUCUUGUAUACGAACCUGUCAAAUAGUUUUAUAUCCUUCAAAUCGCGUUAUGGAAGAAUCGUAA
Molecule: messenger RNA, 1311 nt
Organism: Brugia malayi
Lineage: Eukaryota; Metazoa; Nematoda; Chromadorea; Rhabditida; Onchocercidae
Gene: Bma-ced-8
Exons: 9
Coding region: 1-1311 (436 amino acids)
Biological process (GO): engulfment of apoptotic cell; phosphatidylserine exposure on apoptotic cell surface; apoptotic process involved in development
Cellular component (GO): plasma membrane
Source: RefSeq, a predicted model, not a curated record